AUGGCUUCCGAGUUCAUUGGGUACAACGUGCUUGUGAGCCUUCGAACACCGCCAGGUGGGAAGCUCCAAGGCCAGGUUGCUGAUGUGAUUGGACAAAACCUAUUGCUUCACAAUGUCACACUCCUGUGGAACGGUCAGCGCCUCCCCCACUACUCCCUGGACGCCUCCUCGAUUAUCGACCUCUCUCUGGAAUCGACCAACAAACCUCCCCCGCAGCAUCAGCAGAUGCAAGAUGCUCCAGUACAGCGUUCUCAUCAAUCCAAUGCCCCUCCUACCCAGCAGCAGUUUGUCGACCCGGCGAUUCUGAGCUAUUCCAAACCCCCUUCCGAAGUCGCCAAGGCACCUGCUCCCAGGCCGCAGACUCAGCAUGCCCCGCCACUCGCUGCCUCCUUGACUGAACCAUUCAGUGACCUUGAGUUGAAUGUGGAUAGUGGAAGAGCUGGCAUACACGGAACCUCGCAGGUGAAGGAACUCCAGGAGAACUUGACCCCAACCAAGCAGCCAUCGCGCCGAAGCCGACGAGCCAACGAUGAUGGAUUCACGAGCAAACAUAGUGCCGCCGCCAGCACCAACCCGAAGAGCAAAGGCUGGCGCCAGACUGCAUUCGUCGAGCCCGCCGUCCCGGUGAACCUAGCCUCCCCCGAACACAAGAUGCAGCCCGGCGCAAAGCUUCGCAAGAAGAAGACCCGCCGUGCUUAUGAGGAAGACCCCAGUGGAUGGGCUACGGAGGAUGCAACGGACAUUCAGGAACUGGGAGAAUUUGAUUUCCAAAGUAAUCUGUCCAAGUUCGACAAGCGACGCGUGUUUGAGGAGAUACGAAACGAUGACACGACGGCUGAUGAGGCUCGCCUUGUCAGCUUCAACCGAAAGGUCAAGCCGGGAACUAAUGGUGGAAAGAACCUUCACUGGACCGAGAACGUGCUCGACAGUCCGCAGAACAGCGAUUUCGGCGACGAUGCUGUCUUCAGCGAUACCAGACUCAGCAGCGAGAACAUCUCCGGGCGUGAGCGAUCGAGAGCAUCGACGCGCAUUCAGACAUCUCGCAAGGGCAGCGCAGUUCUGGGACAGGCCACCAUGCCACAGAUCACUGCGAUAGGCCGCACUCAGCUGAACACAUCUCGUACUACAAGUCCUCGGCCCGGCAGAUCAUCUGUUUCGCCUAUGAUCGGCCCCAGUGUAUCGAGUGCAUCUCUGCGACUGUCAACUACCAACCGUAGCUGCCCGACCGUGAGCCCACUCCAAACACUCGAGGUCGAGCAGAUCGCAGUAGCCGAGUUCGGCUUGAGCGAAGACAUCAUUACUGAGAAUGCAGGCCGAGGCAUCGCAGAAGCAGCUGUUGGCCUCCUUUCUGACGAUGCGGCUGCGCCCACCAUCCUGAUUAUCACUGGCAACCACCGCACUGGGGCUCGUGCUAUUUCGGCAGCGCGCCACCUGCGUAACCGUGGCCACCGUGUCACCGUCUGUGUGCUCGGGUUAGAGCACGAAGCUGAGCUGCUGGAGAACUGUCGCAAGCAACUGGAGAUCUUCCGGAAGAUUGGAGGACGCGUUCUCAAGUGGGAGGAUCUCUCAGCUCGUCUUUCUACAGCUGAGUUGGCUCCUGAUCUGGUGAUUGACGCCUUGUUUGGCAUGCACGUCGCCUUCGACGACCUUCGCACUGACGACCAAGCCGUUGCCUUUGAAAUGAUCUCAUGGGUGAACCGGAGCAAUGUCCAUGUGCUCUCGGUUGACGUUCCGUCGGGGAUGUCAGCUUCGAGUGGCGAGGCGGCUAUUGUUGAUGGGGGCCGACUGUGCAUCAACACCUCAUCCGUGGUGUGUCUUGGCGCCCCGAAGACCGGUAUUCUGAACGCCCUACUCGCCGGCGAGGGGCUUACCUGGAACGUCACCGUAGCCGAUAUUGGCAUCCCACAGAUCAUGGGUGGUACCUCUGCGGCUCCAGACCCUGGCUUCUUGAGUGGAUUCUCCAUCCGCUCUCGUUAUGAAUUCAUACAAGGCGUUUGUUUCGGGAUCAGGGGAUACCGAGCGCGGCUCGUGGCCCAUCCGGCGUUUCUCCUAGAUGUUCUUUAA
Molecule: messenger RNA, 2064 nt
Organism: Penicillium cinerascens
Lineage: Eukaryota; Fungi; Ascomycota; Eurotiomycetes; Eurotiales; Aspergillaceae
Product: mRNA decapping enhancer EDC3
Exons: 4
Coding region: 1-2064 (687 amino acids)
Biological process (GO): P-body assembly; deadenylation-independent decapping of nuclear-transcribed mRNA
Cellular component (GO): P-body
Molecular function (GO): mRNA binding
Source: RefSeq, a predicted model, not a curated record